Ostreococcus lucimarinus CCE9901 is the source of this 1713-nucleotide messenger RNA. RefSeq lists its product with no specific name. NCBI's taxonomy places the organism in Eukaryota, Viridiplantae, Chlorophyta, Mamiellophyceae, Mamiellales, Bathycoccaceae. The coding region runs from base 1 to 1713 and encodes 570 amino acids. The record is from RefSeq and is a predicted model, not a curated record. The transcript is spliced from 2 exons. Gene Ontology annotation, molecular function: GTPase activator activity.
AUGAACGAUAAGAACGAGCAAGCGCUCACCGCGCUCGCGCGUGAGCCCGGGAAUAAGACGUGCUUCUCGUGCGUCGGACCGGGGUCUUUGGCGCCUCGCUCGGUGUGCGUGCCGUUCGGAAUAUUCGUGUGCACGAGAUGCUCGGGGAUAUUCAGAGAUUUCAAUUUUAGGAUUAAGAGCAUCAGUGCGUCGACGUUCUCGGGAGAUGAGGUCGAGAUGUUGCGAAGGAAAGGCAACGAGGCGGCGCGGCGGACGUUUUUAGCGCGCUGGAAUCCGGCAGAACCGUUGCCGCAGAGUGGUAAUACAGUGAGAGGAAAGGUGUGGAUCAAGGCUGUUUUCGUGGAUAAGUUGUACUACGACGACGCCGGGGCGGGGAGCGCGGUGGGGGGUCAGGUGGCUCCGGCGACGCCGGCGGCACAACCGGCGGCGACGAAAGCGCCAGAUUUGUUUGGCGGCUUAUUUGAUUCGCCGGUGCCGGCUCAAGUUGCGCCUACCACACAGCCGCCGCAACAAACCGCCGCGCCGGCUCCGGCGAGCGGGGCGGAUUGGACUUCGUUUGCGACAGCCGCGUUUGACUCUCGACCGCAAGCUGCAGAAGCACCUAGCUUCGGGUUUGAGCCACCGCCAGCCGUCGCCCAACAAUCGUAUGCCGCGUCGGUGCCAGAAUCGGCGAGCGUCGCGCCCGUAUCGCAAGCUCCGGCGGCACCUACGCAGCAAUCUGAUUUGUUCGGAGGUUUGACCAUCGAGACACCCGCAGCGCCUGUCGAGACUCCUGCAGCGCCUGCAUCUCGGCCUGCUUUAGAGGAAGACUUUUGGACCCUAUCGCCGCAGGUUCCGCCGCAACCGCACGUCCAUCCGCGGGUGAACGCACCAGGGAUCCAGCAGUACCCAGCGCAAAUGCCGCCCCAGAUGCAAAUGCCAGGAAUGAUGCCGCCCCAGAUGCAACAAAUGCCGGGGAUGAUGCCGCCGCAGAUGCAACAAAUGCCGGGAAUGAUGCCACCGCAGAUGCAACAAAUGCCGGGGAUGAUGCCGCCGCAGAUGCAACAAAUGCCGGGAAUGAUGCCGCCGCAGAUGCAACAAAUGCCGGGAAUGAUGCCGCCGCAAAUGCAAAUGCAAAUGCCGGGAAUGAUGCCGCCGCAAGUGAUGGCUCCAGUCAACGCGCAAACGAUGCCGCAGCAGUCGCAGCAACCGCCAGUGCAACAGGAAGCACCGCCGGUGGAGCCGGAACAGCCAGAUCCAUUCGCAUCGUUCGGUGAAUUGACGGGAAUAAAGUCGAAGACAGGGCCACCUCCAGCACAAGCGGUGCCAGUCCCAUCGCAAGCCCCAGAAGCAGAUGUUUUUGGAUCUUUGCCUAGCCAAGAAUCUCAGCCGCCGCCGGCUGCGCCACCAACAGUAACUCCGGUGGCGCCGGUUGCCACCGCGGCGCCGCCACCAGUGCCGGCGAAGCCGGUGAAUCUGGGUCCCAUGGGAUUCCCGAUGCCAGUUUCGCAGCCGCCAGCGCCGGCCACAGAUACGCAUCAAGCGAUGAUGUUUGAAGACAUCAAAGCUCAUUCGGCAGGAGAUUCCUUCUCGUUUGCGCCCGUGGACUCGCCGCAACCAAGUAUCUCGAAGCCUGCGCCCAUACAACACGCGCCUGUAGCCGCGCCAGGCACGGCGCAGCCUACGGCUACGGCGGCGCAAUAUAGCACCGAUAACCCUUUCGCUUUCAUCUAA